Taeniopygia guttata (zebra finch) is the source of this 1124-nucleotide messenger RNA. The record is from RefSeq and is a predicted model, not a curated record. NCBI's taxonomy places the organism in Eukaryota, Metazoa, Chordata, Aves, Passeriformes, Estrildidae.
AUGGGAACAGGCAGGGGCAAGGGGAGGGUGCCCGAGGCGCGGCGCAGCAUCGGCCCCGCUGAGGGCAUCGUGGUUCCCCCGCAGCACAGCGGCGCCCCUGUGCCCCUGGAGCUGGCGCUGCUGUGGAUGGUGUCGUGCCCUGGCUUCCACAGCAUCGUGCGGCUCCUGGGCUGGUUCGAGCUGCCCGACGGCUUCGCGCUGGUCAUGGAGCGUCCGCAGCGCUGCCAGGACCUCUGGUACUCGCUGGCCGAGCGGGGGUUCCUGACGGAGCCCGUGGCGCCGGGGCUGUUCCGCCAGGGGCUGGAGGCCGUGCGGCGCUGCUCCAGCCGCGGCGUCCUGCACCGCGACAUCAAGGCCCAGAACGUCCUCGUCAACCUGGCCACGGGCGAGGCGAAGCUCAUUGACUUCGGGUGCGGCACGAUCCUCCAGGACACCUUCUACACACGGAUCUGUGCCUGUGUCCCAUACAGCCCACUGGAGUGGAUCCUCUUUGGCUGCUACCACGGCCGGCCAGCCACCAUCUGGUCCCUGGGCAUCCUGCUCUAUGACAUGGUCUGUGGGCACCUUCCUUUCCACACAAACGAGGACAUCGUCCGGAGCCAGCUCUUCUUCCCUCCCCGGGUGUCUCAAGAGUGCCAGCGCCUCAUCAGGUGGUGUUUAUCCAUGGACCCCACAGACAGGCCCUCACUGGAAGACCUUUUUGAGCAUUCUUGGCUGCAGGAGCCCUGCCUGGCCCAAGAGACAGCAGAGAUCCAUCGCUCCGCUCAGUAGGAUCCAGGAGCCCAGCAAGUACCAGCUGCACGCGUCUUGUGGCACUCCAAGAAAACCCCGGAGCGUUUCCCUGUGGCCGCAGCACGGAGGAGAGAGCGCAGCCGGGGAGAUGCUUCUGCUGGUCCCAGCGAGCUUUGGAGGGAGCGGCUCAGUGCUCCCUGUCCUGUUGGAGAAGCGGUGGCAGUGCGGUGAAGGUGCCAAAGACUGGAACAGGGGAAACAUCCCCCUGCAGCUCAAUGGCAUCGUGAUGUCCCCGCAAGCCGAGGCACAGCUGGCAUGUUCUUCUGGAGCACCACGUGCAGCUGGGAACACCAUCCUGGAGCUGGCCGCUGGCGGGGCAAAGCCUUUUGGCU